Vitis riparia (riverbank grape) is the source of this 1469-nucleotide messenger RNA. RefSeq names its product transcription initiation factor IIB-like. Gene Ontology annotation, cellular component: transcription preinitiation complex; nucleus. The coding region runs from base 208 to 1152 and encodes 314 amino acids. The transcript is spliced from 7 exons. Gene Ontology annotation, biological process: transcription preinitiation complex assembly; DNA-templated transcription initiation. The record is from RefSeq and is a predicted model, not a curated record. Gene Ontology annotation, molecular function: TBP-class protein binding. Lineage: Eukaryota; Viridiplantae; Streptophyta; Magnoliopsida; Vitales; Vitaceae.
AAAGGACCCAGAAAAAAAUGAGUUAUCCAAAGAGCACACGGGGAAAUGCAUGAGAUAUGGAGAAUGAAUGCAAAGCAUGAAAUCGAGGAACUUGUGAAAUCAAAAUCAAGCCAUAAAAAUUGAAGAAAAAAAAAAAAGAAGGUCGGUGGUAUGGCAGAGAGAUGAUUACAGUCUUUACAGAAACCCAGAAAGGCAAGUAAGAAGGUAAUGACAGACACGUAUUGCCCAGAGUGCAAGAGGUACACGGAGGUGGUGUUGGACCAUUCCGCCGGCGACACUGUCUGCUCCGAGUGCGGUCUUGUUCUCGAAGCCCACUCCAUCGACGAGGCCUCCGAGUGGCGCACCUUCGCCAACGAGUCCGCCGACAACGACCCUGUCCGAGUCGGGGGGCCCUCCAACCCUCUCCUCGCCGACGGCGGCCUUUCCACCCUUAUCUCCAAGCCCUCCAAUGGCGGACCCUCCAAUGACUUCCUCUCUUCCUCACUGGGUCGGUGGCAGAACCGCGGCUCCAACCCUGACCGCUCCUUGAUUCAGGCCUUCAAGACCAUCGCCACCAUGUGUGAUAGGUUGGGCCUGGUUGCAACCAUAAAGGACCUGGCCAAUGAGAUUUAUAAGAAAGUAGAAGAUCAAAAGCCCCUCAGAGGAAGAAAUCAGGAUGCAAUUUUGGCAGCAUGCAUAUACAUUGCUUGUCGACAAGAAGAUAAACCCCGCACUGUAAAAGAAAUUUGUUCGGUUGCCAAUGGAGCCACAAAAAAGGAAAUUGGCCGAGCCAAAGAGUACAUUGUAAAACAACUAGAGGUAGAGAUGGGUCAAUCCAUGGAAAUGGGAACCAUUCAUGCUGGGGACUUUCUGCGGCGCUUUUGCUCCCAUCUUGGCAUGACCAAUCAGGCAGUCAAGGCCGCCCAAGAGGCUGUUCAGAAAUCUGAAGAGCUUGAUAUAAGGAGAAGCCCAAUUUCAGUGGCAGCAGCUGUUAUUUACAUGAUAACUCAAUUAUCGGAUGACAAGAAGCUUCUCAAAGAUAUUUCUCUUGCUACUGGAGUUGCUGAAGGGACCAUCCGGAACUCCUAUAAGGACCUUUAUCCUUACGCUUCCAGGAUAAUACCCAGUUCAUAUGCCAAGGAGGAAGACCUCAGGAAUCUCUGCAGCCCUUAGAAAUAUACGCCAUGGCACCAUUUUUAAUGUUUGAUGCUGCUUCAGUUCGCAAACUUGACUUGCUCUUGUAGUCUUAAUGUAAUUAGUAGCAAGCGUUAAAUGUAUUCUUUGACCCAUAACAGCAAGAGUCGGUGCCAAGGGAUGUCAUAUCAGGAAAGGUUUGGGGAAGUUCUGCCCACCCCAUGAAGAUGCCUGUUGAUAGGUAGAGGCUGGACAUCCCAUAGCUCCUAAGUUUAUAUGUUUCAGUUCCUUUCUUUUCUGUUGCUGAUAACAUGAUUGCCUGUUGAAACAGCUAUCUGGUCUUUUCUUUUCUUCCC